CAUGUCCGUGCACGUCUCAAUCGUCACCACCUCCAUCUGACGUCCCAAAUAUUAGGGAUUUUGAGAUUUUGCAAAUUUCGAAGCUUUGACCAUUGCCAUUUGGAUCUCAAUUACGACGACCAAAGUCGAAGGCCGAGAAGUUAAUAAUGGAGCCGCCUGCAAUUCCAUACAAUCCUCAUAAUCGACUGUUUCGAGACUUCACAGGCGAACCGAUCUCGAAUUCUGUUUCGUAUAGGAGACAAAUGGGUGCUCACGCAGCGAUUGGCGGUCCUGUAGGCAGACCGAGCUACGAUGGCCGUACAGAUUCUGCCCGUUCGGCCGAUGGUAGAACGAACAGCUUUCGUAGCCACAGGACAAAAAGCCCUACGAAUGGAGAACUGCAUGAAGCCCGAGGCAUGCACUCUGAAUUAGCCUCGCCGGACGAGAACUAUGAUGACCUUCGGAAGCUGGACUUCAACCUGGGUGCAAUCGAUGAAGGAAAAUCAUCUGCUGCUUCAGUCAACAGCGUAUCUCGAGCGUCUCAAGCAACUGGUGCUACGUCAACGUCCAAGAGCAGCAGGCUACCCGAUUUCUUUGCACACGACGUCUUUCAAACCGUUCUUCACAACCCCACAACGUCGCACCAGCUACUCAGGUACAGCCAGUCCAGGCUAUGCGGCGAGAACCUCGAAUUUCUUGAGAAGGUGGACAGAUACAAUGCCUUACUCAACGAUGUCGCCAAUAACAUGUUCGAGAUCCACCGCGACUUCAUUUCGGUCAAUGCAGCAAAUCAGAUCAACAUCCCCGACAGCAUUCUCAUCAAAGUGAACAAGGACCUCAAAGCUGCUCUGGCGACCACCCUUCCCAGACUCGAAUCUGUUUUCGUCGAUGCGCAGAAUGACAUUGAACGACUCGUAGCCAUGGACAUCUAUCCUCGCUUCGUACGACAUCAGAUGACCAUGAGCGCCGCGAAAGCCUUGGCCAGCAAUAGGGUCAAAUAUGCCGGUCUGGGUGAUUGCUUCGUGUUGACUGAUCCAGCAAAGGCAGAUAACCCGAUCGUCUACGCCUCCGACGGUUUCGUCAAAGUAACGGGAUAUGAACGCAACGAGAUCAUCCCUCGGAACUGUCGCUUCCUGCAGAACCGGCACACCGACAAGUCUGCGGUAGGCCGGCUUCGCGACGCGAUACAAAAGCGUGAAGAGUCAGUCGAAUUGUUGUUGAAUCAACGAAAGACAGGCGAGCCCUUCUGGAACCUGUUGUAUACGGCACCCUUAUUUGACGCGAGCGGCAACGUCGUCUUCUUCCUUGGGGGACAGAUCAACUGUUCGACCACAGUACACAGUCAAUCCGACGUGUUGAGGAUAUUGGCCAUGUCGAACGAUACGGACGAAAAAGCUGCCAAUGGCGUCUUGUCGCCUCCUGCGCCGGAACAGAAACAACGACCGCGUGCAAGUAGGUUGUUUUCGUCAUUCAGGAGUAAGCAGAUUGUGGAGCCCCAGGGCCCGCCGGGCAUGGAGGAAACCAUGAUCAACAAGCUUGAGAAGAUGAAUCUGAAGAAGCAGAUGGACACGUUCUACACGGCUUAUUCCAAGUACAUCGUUGUCAAUUACUCGACUUUCUACAUCUCGUUUCACUCUGCCGGGAUUGCGUCGAUGUUGUACCCGACGAAACCGGUACCGAAGAACACGGUUUCCCAGCUCGUGGGAAUGGACGUCUUCCGGUUCCUGGAGGCACACGCCAAGAGCAAACUGGGCAGCGAAUUCAAACAACGCGUCCGCUCGUCGUUGAAGAUGGGCCACGCGACUUCUAUGGACGUCACACUAUGCACACGCCGAUUCAUGGGGUUCGAGCGUUUCGCGACGCAUUGGACACCAUUGAAGAACGAGACCAACGAGGUUGGCUUCGUCAUCAUGACCCUGGGCAGUUACCAGGAUUGAACAAGUUCGCAAAUGACGAUUAGGGAUUACAAUGGUCUGUCUCGAGAUCUCAUGACCUGAAACAAGAGACUUCGCCGAGAAGCAAGACGUCUCAGCACUUCUCAUGGUCCGCGGCGACACUUCACAAGGAGUGGGACACAUGCCCGUGAUCACUCA
Molecule: messenger RNA, 2072 nt
Organism: Exophiala viscosa
Lineage: Eukaryota; Fungi; Ascomycota; Eurotiomycetes; Chaetothyriales; Herpotrichiellaceae
Product: non-specific serine/threonine protein kinase
Exons: 2
Coding region: 147-1916 (589 amino acids)
Cellular component (GO): nucleus
Source: RefSeq, a predicted model, not a curated record